AUUCACUGUACAACCAAGGACGGGCUAAACGGAGAGUGGAGUGCGCGUCCCCCUCGGUGUGGAGAGGUUAGAUGCCCAGCCCCGCAGAUCCGGAAUGGAAGAAGAGUAUCUGGUGACAGAAAUGUCUAUUCGUAUAGAGACAGUGUUACCUUUGAGUGUGAUCCCGGCUACACUAUGAAGGGUCACAGUCUGAGUCAGUGCCAAACUGAUGACACGUGGGAUCCACCUUUGCCCGUCUGUGAGCUAGUGACAUGCAUAAGCCCAGAAGUGGAGAAUGGCAGAACAAAUGGGGUACAGCCUGCCUACAGACCCAGAGACCUCGUUGUGUUCGAAUGUGACCCUGGUUUCACCUUGAGUGGCAGCCCUGAGACUCGGUGUCAAGAUGAUGGUAGAUGGGAUCCUCCUGUCCCUGUCUGUGAAAGAAUGCUGCAGUGUCCCUCUCCUCCAGCCAUCGCCAACGGGAAGACCAGCAUCCAGGCCUCGGCAGUGUUCACCACUGGAACGUCUGUAAAUUACAGCUGUGAGCCCGGCUACUCCCUUACUGGGCAGGCAUCUAUUUAUUGUACGGCAUCCGCAACGUGGAGCUCUCUCCCCCCUCAAUGUGAAGAGGUUCUCUGCAUCACCCCAGAAAUCCAGAAUGGAAGAAAAGUAGCUGGACAUGGACCUGUCUAUAGACCCAGGGACACGGUUAGGUUUGAAUGUGAUCCUGGCUACACCCUGAAUGGCAGCCGUCAUAUUCAGUGCCGAGAUGACGGAACCUGGGAUCCUCCUGUUCCAGCCUGCAUACAGGCGUUGCCGUGUCCCCCACCUCCAAUCAUUGUGAAUGGGAAGCACAAUGCCAAGCCAUUGACAGCUUUCCCCAGUGGAACAUACGUGAACUACAGCUGUGAACCCGACUACGCACUCCGUGGAGAGGCUUCGAUCUAUUGUACCACAUCUGGAACGUGGAGCCACCCUUCUCCUCUAUGUGAAGAGGGCUGUGGUGUCCCAACAAGGUUAAGCUUUGCUGAGCUGAAGAGCGAGUAUAAAAAUCAGUCUUCCUUUCCUGUUGGGAAGACUAUCAACUAUACUUGCCGCCCUGGAUACAGUAGACACCCGCGGAUGCAAUCCACUCUUACAUGCCUUGAAAAUCGAACGUGGUCAGAAGCCUUUGAGUUCUGUAAAAAGAAAUCGUGUGGUCAUCCAGGAGAGCCGGAGAAUGGCAGAGUUAUUAUAACAGAUAUCCAAUUUGGGUCAACCGUCACCUUCACAUGUGAAGAAGGGCACCGGUUGAUUGGAAAGCCUUACAGACGAUGUGAGAUUUAUGGCAUGCGUGUUGCAUGGAGUGGUGAAGUUCCCAUUUGUGAACGUAUUCCGUGUCUUCCGCCUCCUGACAUCCCCAAUGGAAGGCACACUGGGGUGAUAAUGGAUGGCUUCUCUUAUGGGUCAGUUGUAACCUACAAAUGUGAAAGUAGUUACCCGCUCACUGGAGAGGCCACUAUUCACUGUACAACCAAGGACGGGCUAAACGGAGAGUGGAGUGCGCGUCCCCCUCGGUGUGGAGAGGUUAGAUGCCCAGCCCCGCAGAUCCGGAAUGGAAGAAGAGUAUCUGGUGACAGAAAUGUCUAUUCAUAUAAAGACAGUGUUACCUUUGAGUGCAAUCCCGGCUACACUAUGAAGGGUCACAGUCUGAGUCAGUGCCAAACUGAUGACACGUGGGAUCCACCUUUGCCCGUCUGUGAGCUAGUGACAUGCAUAAGCCCAGAAGUGGAGAAUGGCAGAACAAAUGGGGUACAGCCUGCCUACAGACCCAGAGACCUCGUUGUGUUCGAAUGUGACCCUGGUUUCACCUUGAGUGGCAGCCCUGAGACUCGGUGUCAAGAUGAUGGUAGAUGGGAUCCUCCUGUCCCUGUCUGUGAAAGAAUGCUGCAGUGUCCCUCUCCUCCAGCCAUCGCCAACGGGAAGACCAGCAUCCAGGCCUCGGCAGUGUUCACCACUGGAACGUCUGUAAAUUACAGCUGUGAGCCCGGCUACUCCCUUACUGGGCAGGCAUCUAUUUAUUGUACGGCAUCCGCAACGUGGAGCUCUCUCCCCCCUCAAUGUGAAGAGGUUCUCUGCAUCACCCCAGAAAUCCAGAAUGGAAGAAAAGUAGCUGGACAUGGACCUGUCUAUAGACCCAGGGACACGGUUAGGUUUGAAUGUGAUCCUGGCUACACCCUGAAUGGCAGCCGUCAUAUUCAGUGCCGAGAUGACGGAACCUGGGAUCCUCCUGUUCCAGCCUGCAUACAGGCGUUGCCGUGUCCCCCACCUCCGGUCAUUGUCAAUGGGAAGCACAAUGCCAAGCCAUUGGCAGCUUUCCCCAGUGGAACAUACGUGAACUACAGCUGUGAACCCGACUACGCACUCCGUGGAGAGGCUUCGAUCUAUUGUACCACAUCUGGAACGUGGAGCCACCCUUCUCCUCUAUGUGAAGAGGGCUGUGGUGUCCCAACAAGGUUAAGCUUUGCUGAGCUGAAGAGCGAGUAUAAAAAUCAGUCUUCCUUUCCUGUUGGGAAGACUAUCAACUAUACUUGCCGGCCUGGAUACAGUAGACACCCGCGGAUGCAAUCCACUCUUACAUGCCUUGAAAAUCGAACGUGGUCAGAAGCCUUUGAGUUCUGUAAAAAGAAAUCAUGUGGUCAUCCAGGAGAGCCAGAGAAUGGCAGAGUUAUUGUAACAGAUAUCCUCGUUGGGUCAACCGUCAACUUCACGUGUGAAGAAGGGCACCGGUUGAUUGGACAGCCUUACAGACGAUGUGAGAUUUAUGGCACGCGUGUUGCAUGGAGUGGUGAAGUUCCCAUUUGUGAGCGUAUUCCGUGUCUUCCGCCUCCAGACAUCCCCAAUGGAAGACGCACGUUAAUGAAAAACUUCUUUUAUGGGUCAGCUGUAACUUACAAAUGUGACAGUGGUUACCCACUCACUGGUGAGGCCUCUAUUCACUGCACAACUGAGGACGGGCUAAACGGAGUGUGGAAUGCGCGUCCCCCUCGUUGUGGAGAGGUUAGAUGCCCAGUCCCACAGAUCCAGAAUGGAAGGAGAGUAUCUGGUGACAGACAGGUCUAUUCGUAUAAAGACAGUGUUACCUUUGAGUGUGAUCCCGGCUACACCAUGAAGGGUCACAGGCUGAGUGAGUGCCAAACUGAUGACACGUGGGAUCCACCUUUGCCAGUCUGUGAGCCAGCCACGUGCGUAAACCCAGAAGUGGAGAAUGGCAGAACAAAUGGGGUACAGCCUGCCUACAGGCCCAGAGACAUUGUUGUGUUUGAAUGCGACCCUGGUUACACCUUGAGUGGCAGCCCAGAGACUCAAUGCCAAGAUGAUGGUAGAUGGGAUCCUCCUGUCCCUGUCUGUGAAAGAAUGCUGCAGUGUCCCUCUCCUCCAGCCAUCGCCAACGGGAAGCCCAGCAGCCGGGACUUGGCAGUGUUCACCAGUGGAACGUCUGUAAAUUACAGCUGUGAGCCCGGCUACUCCCUUACUGGGCAGGCAUCUAUUUAUUGUACGGCAUCUGGAACAUGGAGCCCUCCCCCGCCUCGGUGUGAAGAGGUUCUCUGCAUCGCCCCAGAAAUCCAGCAUGGAAGAGAAGUAGCUGGACGUGGACCUGUCUAUAGACCCAGGGACACGGUUAGGUUUGAAUGUGAUCCUGGCUACUAUCUGAUUGGCAGCCGUCAGAUUCAGUGUCGAGAUGACGGAACCUGGGAUCUUCCUGUUCCAGUCUGCAUACAGGUGACAUGCGUAAGCCCAGAAGUGGAGAAUGGCAGAACAAAUGGGGUACAGACUGCCUACAGACCCAGAGACAUCAUUGUGUUCGAAUGCAACCCUGGUUACACCUUGAGCGGCAGCCCCGAGACUCAGUGCCAAGAUGAUGGUAGAUGGGAUCCUCCUGUCCCUGUCUGUGAAAGAAUGCUGCAGUGUCCCGCUCCUCCAAUCAUCGCCAACGGGAAGCCCAGCAGCCGGGACUUGGCAGUGUUCACCACUGGAACGUCUGUAAAUUACAGCUGUGAGCCCGGCUACUCCCUUACUGGGCAGGCAUAUAUUUAUUGUACGGCAUCCGGAACGUGGAGCCCUCCCCCGCCUCGAUGUGAAGAGGUUCUCUGCAUCGCCCCAGAAAUCCAGAAUGGAAGAAAAGUAGCUGGACGUGGACCUGUCUAUAGACCCAGGGACACGGUUAGGUUUGAAUGUGAUCCUGGCCACACCCUGAAUGGCAGCCGUCAGAUUCAGUGCCGAGAUGAAGGAACCUGGGAUCCUCCUGUUCCAGCCUGCAUACAGGCCACGUGCGUAAACCCAGAAGUGGAGAAUGGCAGAACAAAUGGGGUACAGCCUGCCUACAGACCCAGAGACAUUGUUGUGUUUGAAUGCGACCCUGGUUACACCUUGAGUGGCAGCCCAGAGACUCAAUGCCAAGAUGAUGGUAGAUGGGAUCCUCCUGUCCCUGUCUGUGAAAGAAUGCUGCAGUGUCCCUCUCCUCCAGCCAUCGCCAACGGGAAGCCCAGCAGCCGGGACUUGGCAGUGUUCACCACUGGAACGUCUGUAAAUUACAGCUGUGAGCCCGGCUACUCCCUUACUGGGCAGGCAUCUAUUUAUUGUACGGCAUCUGGAACAUGGAGCCCUCCCCCGCCUCGGUGUGAAGAGGUUCUCUGCAUCGCCCCAGAAAUCCAGCAUGGAAGAGAAGUAGCUGGACGUGGACCUGUCUAUAGACCCAGGGACACGGUUAGGUUUGAAUGUGAUCCUGGCUACUAUCUGAUUGGCAGCCGUCAGAUUCAGUGUCGAGAUGACGGAACCUGGGAUCUUCCUGUUCCAGUCUGCAUACAGGUGACAUGCGUAAGCCCAGAAGUGGAGAAUGGCAGAACAAAUGGGGUACAGCCUGCCUACAGACCCAGAGACAUCGUUGUGUUCGAAUGCAACCCUGGUUACACCUUGAGCGGCAGCCCCGAGACUCAGUGCCAAGAUGAUGGUAGAUGGGAUCCUCCUGUCCCUGUCUGUGAAAGAAUGCUGCAGUGUCCCGCUCCUCCAGCCAUCGCCAACGGGAAGCCCAGCAGCCGGGACUUGGCAGUGUUCACCAGUGGAACGUCUGUAAAUUACAGCUGUGCGCCCGGCUACUCCCUUACUGGGCAGGCAUCUAUUUAUUGUAUGGCAUCCGGAACGUGGAGCCCUCCCCCGCCUCGAUGUGAAGAGGUUCUCUGCAUCGCCCCAGAAAUCCAGAAUGGAAGAAAAGUAGCUGGACGUGGACCUGUCUAUAGACCCAGGGACACGGUUAGGUUUGAAUGUGAUCCUGGCUACACCCUGAAUGGCAGUCGUCAGAUUCAGUGCCGAGAUGAAGGAACCUGGGAUCCUCCUGUUCCAGCCUGCAUACAGGAGGUUAGAUGCCCAGUCCCACAAAUCCAGAAUGGAAGAAGAGUAUCUGGUGACAGAAAUGUCUAUUCGUAUAAAGACAGUGUUACCUUUGAGUGUGAUCCCGGCUACACCAUGAAGGGUCACAGUCUGAGUCAGUGCCAAGCUGAUGACACGUGGGAUCCACCCUUGCCGGUCUGUGAGCCAGCCAUGUGCGUAAGCCCAGAAGUGGAGAAUGGCAGAACAAAUGGGGUACAGCCUGCCUACAGACCCAGAGACAUCGUUGUGUUUGAAUGCAACCCUGGUUACACCUUGCGCGGCAGCCCUGAGACUCAGUGCCAAGAUGAUGGUAGAUGGGAUCCUCCUGUCCCUGUCUGUGAAAGAAUGCUGCAGUGUCCCUCUCCUCCAGCCAUCGCCAACGGGAAGCCCAGCGGCCGGGACUUGGCAGUGUUCACCACUGGAACGUCUGUAAAUUACAGCUGUGAGCCCGGCUACUCCCUUACUGGGCAGGCAUCUAUUUAUUGUAUGGCAUCCGGAACAUGGAGCCUUCCCCCUCCUCGGUGUGAAGAGGUUCUCUGCAUCGCCCCAGAAAUCCAGAAUGGAAGAAAAGUUGUUGGACGUGGACCUGUCUAUAGACCCAAGGACAUGGUUAGGUUUGAAUGUGAUCCUGGCUACACCCUGAAUGGCAGUCAUCAUAUUCAGUGCCAAGAUGACGGAACCUGGGAUCCUCCUGUUCCAGUCUGCAUACAGGCCACGUGCGUAAGCCCAGAAGUGGAGAAUGGCAGAACAAAUGGGGUACAGCCUGCCUACAGACCCAGAGAUCUCGUUGUGUUCGAAUGCGACCCUGGUUACACCUUGAGCGGCAGCCCCGAGACUCAGUGCCAAGAUGAUGGUAGAUGGGAUCCUCCUGUCCCUGUCUGUGAAAGAAUGCUGCAGUGUCCCUCUCCUCCAGCCAUCGCCAACGGGAAGCCCAGCGGCCAGGACUUGGCAGUGUUCACCAGUGGAACGUCUGUAAAUUACAGUUGUGAGCCCGGCUACUCCCUUACUGGACAGGCAUCUAUUUAUUGUACAGCAUCCGGAACGUGGAGCCCUCCCCCUCCUCGGUGUGAAGAGGUUCUCUGCAUCAUCCCAGAAAUCCAGAAUGGAAGAAAAGUAGCUGGACGUGGACCUGUCUAUAGACCCAGGGACACGGUUAGGUUUGAAUGUGAUCCUGGCUACACCCUGAAUGGCAGCCGUCAUAUUCAGUGCCGAGAUGACGGAACCUGGAAUCCUCCUGUUCCAGCCUGCAUACAGGCAUUGCUGUGUCCCCCACCUCCAGUCAUUGUCAAUGGGAAGCACAAUGCCAAGCCAUUGACAGCUUUCCCCAGUGGAACAUAUGUGAACUACAGCUGUGAACCCGGCUACGCCCUCUGUGGAGAGGCUUCGAUCUAUUGUACCACAUCUGGAACUUGGAGCCACCCUUCUCCUCUAUGUGAAGAUGGCUGUGGUGUCCCAACGAGGUUAAGCUUUGCUGAGCUGAAGAGCGAGUAUAAAAAUCAGUCUUACUUUCCUGUUGGGAAGACUAUCAACUAUACUUGCCGGCCUGGAUACAGCAGACAGCCGCAGAUACCACCCACUAUUACAUGCCUUCAAAAUCGAACGUGGUCAGAAGCACUCAAGUUCUGUAAAAAGAAAUCGUGUGGUCAUCCAGGAGAGCCGGAGAAUGGCAGAGUUAUUAUAACAGAUAUCCUCUUUGGGUCAACCGUCAACUUCACUUGUGAAGAAGGGCACCAGUUGAUUGGACGGCCUUACAGACGAUGUGAGAUUUAUGAGACGCGUGUUGCAUGGAGUGGUGAAGUUCCCAUUUGUGAGAAGGUUAGAUGCCCAGCUCCACAGAUCCGGAAUGGAAGAAGAGUAUCUGGUGACAGACAUGUCUAUUCGUAUAAAGACAGUGUUACCUUUGAGUGUGAUCCCGGCUACACCAUGAAGGGUCACAGGCUGAGUCACUGCCAAACUGAUGACACGUGGGAUCCACCUUUGCCGGUCUGUGAGCCAGUGACAUGCGUAAGCCCAGAAGUGGAGAAUGGAAGAACAAAUGGGGUACAGACUGCCUACAGACCCAGAGACCUCGUUGUGUUCAAAUGUGACCCUGGUUACACCUUGAGCGGCAGCCCCAAGACUCGGUGCCAAAAUGAUGGUAGAUGGGAUCCUCCUGUCCCUGUCUGUGAAAGAAAGGUUCUCUGCAUCACCCCAGAAAUCCAGCAUGGAAGAAAAGUUGCUGGACAUGGACCUGUCUAUAGACCCAGGGACACGGUUAGGUUUAAAUGUGAUCCUGGCUACACUCUGAAUGGUAGCCGUCAAAUUCAGUGCCGAGAUGACAGAACCUGGGAUCUUCCUGUUCCAGCCUGCAUACAGGUGUUGCCGUGUCCCGCACCUCCGGUCAUUGUCAAAGGAAAACACAAUGCCAAGCCAUUGGCAGCUUUUCCCAGUGGAACAUAUGUGAACUACAGCUGUGAACCUGGCUACGUCCUCCGUGGAGAGGCUUCGAUCUAUUGUACCACAUCUGGAACUUGGAGCCACUCUUCUCCUCUAUGUGAAGGUUCCUAUAACUUCAUCUCAGUAGUCCUCGGGAUCGCAGGUGGCGUGCUGCUGCUUCUCCUGGUUACCAUCAUUAUGUGGAUUAUGUCUAAGCAGAAUGCAGGCUAUUACUAUACACAUGAAAACAAGUACCAGAUACCUUCGACCCACAUAACUGAACAAAAAAUUUCAUUUGCACCAUAGCAGGCAGGAAACCGCUUCUCAUCAUGGUCGAGUAUUUUGUCUGGAGAAUACGAAAGCAUUUCCUUCACCGUCUUUGUGGGUAAUUUACCUUCUUGCAACCAAGUUCCCUAGGGGGAAAUGCAAAGUCAUAGCAUAUUGCAACGUUAUUACUGCAGCUGCUUCCAUUAGAUGCUUAUAGCAGUUUAGUUCAUUAAGAUCAACUUUACACAGCACCAGACUGUAGCUUUUAGGCCUCCUUCAUACCCUCCUGCUGUUUGUCCAUGAAAACGUCUUGCAUGCAGACUUCUGAAAUGAACAAGACACGCUGCAGCAUCAAGGAUGCUUACUCCUCAGAUUAUGCUCUGGCCUUCUUUCCUUUUCAUGGAAAUUCUUGUUUCUGAGCAGUUGACUAAGCAAUCUGUCACCUGGAGGAGGAGAAGACACAAGGGCUGCUGAGUCUGCCUUGAUUAGAAACUGCAAGUACAAGACCCUGAACUUCCUCCUGAGCAUGCUUCAUUGAGUGCCACAGCGGUCGUCAUGAAAAGUUUGGGAAGCUUGUGUGUGUGAGAAAGGAACCUUUAAUUUUGAGGAGUUCAUGGAUUUUAUAAGAGUGCUUCAUGACUGCCAACCCUGUAUCUUUUUAGUUUUACUUGCUCUUCAAAGACACAGCACUUAAUGUCCUUCACCUUAUAGUAGAGAUACAAUCAACUUUUUACAACCCUUUGUAAUUUUUAACCCCUCUAAAAAUAAGACUAGGAUGAAAUUUUGCCUUCAAUAUUUAAUUUUUUCUUCUUGGAUCACUUACUUUAAAAUGACUUAAUAGGAAUGAAACUACAGAUUAAAUGUUUUAAUACUGAUUUUAAAUCAAAUGCUUUCUUUAAAAUGUUGUUUGGAAUUUAUAAUACUGCUAUAAGGGGGAAAAUAUUUGUUUAGAAAGGAGAUGUGAAUUUACAGCAACACAUUUUUUAAAACAAUCUUGAUAAUCUUGUGAUGCAAGAUACUGAUGAUGCCUCCAUCUUUGGAGACCUUGCCAUGUUUUUGAGCAGAGGUUCCUACACUGAAUUUCUAAUCUGAACUACAGUUAAAAGAACCUGCACACGAAGAAGCAAAUGCCUCCUUUAAACCAGGUAAAGGGACUGAUCUUGCAGUAAAAUAAUCCCUCAAUUAUACAUUGAUUGAAGGCCUUUGUGAAUGCCAGUUGCAGUACAAAGAUGUUAUGACUCAUUUUGUCCUUGAUCCAGGGAUUAAGAAUGGUCAGAUUCACAAACCACAUGUAAACUCCAGGCCUCUUGUGCUACCAGGAGACUUGUAACAAUGAUGGUGUGGUUGUCUGAUAGUGGUAAGUAGCCUAAUAGCUUUUCUACAUGGGAAAGUUGACUGAUAUAACUAAAGCAGAAUAGCUGUU
Messenger RNA from Mauremys mutica (yellowpond turtle), 9490 nucleotides. It is a transcript of the gene CR1, whose product is annotated as complement C3b/C4b receptor 1 (Knops blood group). The coding region runs from base 175 to 8106 and encodes 2643 amino acids. The record is from RefSeq and is a predicted model, not a curated record. The transcript has 51 exons. Lineage: Eukaryota; Metazoa; Chordata; Testudines; Geoemydidae.